UUGAUAAUUUAUUUAUAAGGUCAUAUAUAAACCCAGAAAUUCAAAACUAUGAAGCUUUGUACUUUGAUACCAAAAAUGGAUCUAAAUCAAUAAUCCGAUCUCCAAUCAUGACGACAAGGCUUUCAACCUUAUUCCCUUCAAUCAAGCCUUCUUCAAAACCCAAACCCAUCUCCACAAACCCAUCAUCUUCAUCAUCGAUCAAAUCAGAACCAAAACCAUGGUCUGUCUAUCUCAUCAUUUCCACAAAUACCCCUAUCAAGACCUACGUCGGCGUCACCACCUGCUUCUCUCGCCGAUUGAAACAACAUAAUGGUGAGCUUAAAGGAGGAGCAAAAGCAACCAGAUCUGGAAGGCCAUGGAUUUCUGCUUGCUUAAUUGAAGGUUUCAAAGACCAAAGUGAAGCUUCGGAGUUCGAAUCAAAAUGGAAAAUUUUCUCUCGAAAGUUGCCUCGCAAAAAGGAAAACAAUGGAGGAGAGGAAAAGCAAACAAUGGAAGAUAGUUCACUUCGUUUGUUACAACACAGAUACUGCAAAUGAAUUAGAAACUCUACGAAGAACACGGAAGGAGCUGAGGCAGAAAGAGCAAAAAACAGGUACUGAAAACAAAUACAACUGUUAAUGCUCACAGACCGAAAAUGGGAAAUAUAUAAUAUGAACUCGGAGCCAGCGGUAAAUGUUAGGGGUAGCAAAAAAAUUUAUUUUUAUAGGAUAGAAAAAUAUAGAAUUAUUUGCACCACAUAUUGAAAUGUCUAAUUUUUUUACCUUUUAACUGUGGGGUUGAAUUUUUUUUCAAAAAUACUGUGUAAGUUUUAUACUAUGUACUGUGUUAAGUUUUUACUGUUGUUCUAUGGUUGUUUUUUAGUUGUUCCACUGUUGUUUUUAGUUGUUCUGCUUUGUGUUCCACUGGUGUUUUAUAAAAACACAGUAUUUUUAAAAAAAAAUCUGUAUCAGUAUUUUUGUAAAAGUUUUCCAAAAUAUAAAUAGGAUAGAAAGAUUAUAAUUUGUUGUAUGUUCAAGUGUCCACAAUGUUAGUUUGAUAUUUAUUGUAGAAUUAUUUAUACUCUGACAGUGACCACAAGAAAGAUUGUGUUCAUUUAAUAUUGAUUUCUAUAAUUGAAUGCUAAUUUUAUCUACUGAUUGGAUUAUAUUUACUAUUCCAUUUUGUCAUUUUAUGAAUUUUUCUAAUGCAGUUCUGCUUAUGUUGUUGUUAAUUCUGGUCUCUUUUACUCUAAUCCUAUUUGCUUUAGCUAAAUCAAGAUCAAACAAUGUAAGCUAAGAUCCAAAACAGAAAGUAAAACACAAAUGCUUGCACGAAGAACACGCAACGAGUUAUAGUAGUUCGGUCAAUGUGAUCUACAUUUAGUUAGAGCUUUCUCAAGAACAUCUCCUUCCAAUUAUGAAAAAGAUGAUAACAGAAAAACAAACUCAGUAGUAGAGAUAUAAAUAACCUCUCAAACUCUCUUGUUUUUUGAUUACUAAUUUAUUACCUGAAGACUAAUGAUUGGAAAGAUUCAGUGAGUAAAUGAUUGAAUGAUAUUCCUCAAGAAGGCACUCACUGCUGCACACUCCUCGAACAUUUUAACAUUAGCAUGAAACCGAAGGAGCUGAGGAAGAAACAGCCAAAAACAGGUACUGAAAACGAAUACAACUGUUAAUGCUCUUGAGAUCAGUCUCGGUAGCUGAAACCUCCCUGCCACAGCCUUCUUCAAAACAAUCUCAACUGUCAAACACAGUCCGUGGAGAACAAAGAAGGCGGUGAUCUUCCAAUUGGGCAUCAGCCGCCCUAAGUAGUAAAACACUAGCUCGUGCAUUAGAGCAGACACCAUGAAGGUAGCCAUAACAGCUGGGAUUGAUGCCCACUCACGACCAAGGAAAUUCUUGAACAAGUUAAGGGUUGGUUCAUAUACACUCGGUCGUAGGAUGUUGGUGACCAUAAGGUUCCAUCUUUUACCCCAAAAGUCUUGGAGCGAGGAAGAGAGAAGCGGCUCGUUGAACUGUGGCUCGAGCUCAAGUCCCAAAAGAACUCGAGCCAAGGCAGCCAUUACAGCUAAGACCAGCUCAAGGAAGAAGUAUAUGUGAAAGCAGUAAAGAAUCCACAUGACCUUUGGAUGGAUGUAGUCAAUGUAGUCAUAGACCUUUAUAACCAAAGCCAAUAAAACUGCUUUUAUGGCAUAAUUUAGAAGAGAAACUCGGCCUUUAUCAGGCGUUUUGACAGAAGGGUUUUCCUUGUUAUGGCCAUUUACAUAAGAUUUCGAUGGUGUUUGGCAUUCUCUGUAUUCGGAUUCUUCUGGUUUUUUCAAUGGAGGUUUGUUCUGUUGAAUCUUGAUCGGAAGACAAGCAAGGGCCACAAAAAUCCCAAGAGAAUGGUGAUGAUCAGAUGAUGCCAAAGGGCCCUUAUCGAAAGCGAAAAGUAAGAGCUUGAAAUUGGCAAGCCAAGCAAUGAAAAAUGCAGUCAAACCAGUAAAAGUCACAGAAGAAAGAUUGAGAGGAAGAUAGAGAAAGAGACAUACUAUUGGGAGUAACAAAACCAGUCUUUGAAGACCUUUUGAUACAAUUUUACUUGUUGUGUAGCAAUAACACAAGGAUAUGAAAACUGUUAGCCAUACUUUGAUUAAGUUGCUAAGCUCUUCUUCCAUUUGCUCUCUCUUUCUUCUUUCUUGAUUUUUAGAUCU
Molecule: messenger RNA, 2671 nt
Organism: Cannabis sativa
Lineage: Eukaryota; Viridiplantae; Streptophyta; Magnoliopsida; Rosales; Cannabaceae
Product: structure-specific endonuclease subunit slx1
Exons: 5
Coding region: 108-536 (142 amino acids)
Biological process (GO): double-strand break repair via homologous recombination
Cellular component (GO): Slx1-Slx4 complex
Molecular function (GO): crossover junction DNA endonuclease activity; 5'-flap endonuclease activity
Source: RefSeq, a predicted model, not a curated record